Drosophila innubila is the source of this 6236-nucleotide messenger RNA. It is a transcript of the gene eIF4G1, whose product is annotated as eukaryotic translation initiation factor 4 gamma 3. The record is from RefSeq and is a predicted model, not a curated record. Lineage: Eukaryota; Metazoa; Arthropoda; Insecta; Diptera; Drosophilidae. Gene Ontology annotation, cellular component: eukaryotic translation initiation factor 4F complex. The transcript has 16 exons. Gene Ontology annotation, molecular function: mRNA binding; translation initiation factor activity; protein binding. Bases 327 to 5468 code for a protein of 1713 amino acids.
AUUGCAUGUGGAAUGAAAUUGAUAGAAAAUUUUGUUUUUUGGAAAUAAACACAAAAGACGACGAGUUUAACAUAGUUAACUAGUUUACAAUUACAAUACACAAUAUAUAAAGUGCAGGCAUUGUUUUUAUUCUUGUAUAUAAUUGCUUGCCAUACUUGUGACGAAUGCUUCAGGUCGAGUGCUUAACCUUUAAUUAAACGACUACAUUUUUGCAGAAAGACCAAUCCGAUGGUUGUCUGAACGGGGAAAGACAACCAUUUGAAGGACAUUACUUUGGCUCCACUUUUGUGACAACUUAAUCAACACUAAGGGAAAUUCCAAGAAACAUGCAGCCUCAAAAUAUGUAUGUGCCCUCGGGUAACAACAGCUCGGGGAACAACCGUUCAAAUCCACAAAACAAUAUAUAUCGCGGACCGCCGCCAGCGUCGAAUGCGCCGCGUGGAUCCGGCGGAGGAGCAGGCGGAGGUGGAGUAGGCGGAGGAGGAGGAGGUGCCCGCCACGUACACAUGUCAGCAAUGUAUCCGAAUGUGGUGCUACAACAGUUCCCUCCAUUCAGUCAGAGACAGCCGACAUUUCAAGCGCCACACAUACAAUAUGCACCGACGCCCAUUUCCUACUAUCCGUAUCCGUAUCUAUCAACACUGCCACAGCAGCCACCACCACACUCUCACACACACACACACUCACGCAGCGGCGUGCAGGUGAGCACAAAUGUCAACCUUGGCAACACGAUGCCCGUCCAGUCCGGACCAAAUGGACCGCUGGCUGGUCCAGGGGCCUCAUCCUCCCAGCUUCAGUUGCUGGCUGGCGCCGUACAGCCCGGCGCAAAUACGGUUCUCGGUGUCGGUGGCACUGCCAACGGUCAAGUGGGCGUAGGAGUGGGUGUGGGCGUGCCACCAAUGGUCGGUGUCAUGGCACAGAAUGUGGCACAACAGUCGGUACAGGCGCCUCCGACGAGUAGGCGUCGUCAUCAGCAUCGCUUACAGAUCAUCGAUCCAGCAACAAGAAAGAAUAUUCUCGAUGAUCUGGAUAAAAGUAAUUCGAAUGCAGACAAUGAAUACCAGGAUCAAGUGCAAGUGCCUCCUGCAGCAGCGGUGGUAACAACAGCGACUUCAGCCGUUGUUCAGCCAGAUGCUCAGGUGCCCAUAUGUAUCUCACAGUCACAGUCAGAUGCUGUUGGAAUGUCGCUUGUCAGUGGUCAAAUAGUUAUGCAAGGCAGCUCUGAUCCAAGGACUAACGUCCAGUACAAAAUAGAUCAAAUUCCCGCUCAUCGCCAAGAUAUUAAUGUGGGUCAAACACCAGUGGUUUCGGCAAUGACUGAUGCACCUUCUGUCGAAAUAUUGCCAACACCGCAAAAGUCCAAGAGCAAAAAAAUUCCUAUAGUCUCUCCAAAAGAUGAGCCUGAACUAACACCUAUCAAAGUGGAUGAUGCUGCAGGAAAAGCCAUCACUGCCACUAAGACGACGACGCAGACGACGAUCGAGAAUAGUCAACAGACUAAUCAACAGACAACGGACACACAACAAGCAACUACAACAACAGCAACUGCAACUGCAACUACAACAAAGCAAAACUUAUCACAUCCUCAAGAGAAGGAGCAGGAACAGGAGCAAUCGGAGCAAAUUGUCAUAAUUGAGGAAAACAAAUCGGUUGAACUGACUACUGAAGUCGCAUCAUUGAAAGCAGAGAAACCUGUAGAGAUUGUCAAAGCUCAAGAUCAGAUAAAGCUAGAGGAUGCUAUAUCCACGAUGCAUAUAGCGGAACAGUCAGUCUCAGUUGAGAUUCCUCCUCCUGCUGCACACGAAGAGACACCCGAUGAGACUGAUCGUGCCCCAAUGCCACAAAUGGAAAUGGAAAUGGAAACAGCGAUUAAACAGCCAGAAAAGGUGCAAAAUGUAGAGAGCACAAUAGUUGCAGAGGUAAAAGAGACGGAAUCGGCGUCGCUGGCAACGGAAACAGAACCAGAAAGACAACAGGAACAGGAAAAGGAUCAAUCGAAAGUAGAAAAAGAAAUGGAAAAGAGUGCAGCAGGUGAUGGAGAAGAAGCUUCAGCUACAGUUUCAGCAGACGGUGCGGGAGCGGGUGCUGCAUCUCUUAUCAAUUACAACGAAGGUCAAUGGUCACCCAGUAAUCCCGGUGGUAAGAAGCAGUACGAUCGGGAGCAGCUGAUGCAGCUGCGUGAGGCGAAGGCAUCCCGAGUGCAGCCCGAGGUGAAGAAUGUCUCCAUAUUGCCACAUCCGAAUCUCAUGCCACUUUUUAUGCGCAACAACAACAACAAUCAAAAUAAGCGCGUACAAUCGAUGGUAGGAACGAUUGGAGGCGGAGGAGGUAAUCGGAACAGCGAAUCCAGUGGCAACUUUGCGGGCAAACAGGUGUCCAUGUCCGGCGUGCAAGCUGGAAGGAGCAGCAUGAAGGGUAUGAUUCAUGUGAAUCUAUCCCUAAACCAAGAUGUCAAACUGAAUGAAACGGAAAAUGCCUGGCGACCAAGAGUCGCCGUUGUUGGUGGUGGUGGUUCAGCUAAACAGGAAAUUGAACUGAGUUCCGGUUCGAAUGAUAAGGGCACCGUUCACGAGAAGGAUGAACUGGUGCGUCGGGUGCGGGGAAUUCUCAAUAAAUUGACGCCAGAGAGAUUCGAUACGCUGGUGGAGGAGAUCAUCAAGCUGAAGAUCGAUACGCCCGAAAAAAUGGACGAGGUGAUUGUCCUUGUCUUUGAGAAGGCAAUCGAUGAGCCGAACUUCUCCGUCUCCUAUGCCCGACUCUGUCAUCGUCUGAUCAGCGAGGUGAAGGCGCGCGAUGAGCGCAUGGAGAGUGGCACCAAAUUGAAUCUACAGCACUUUCGCAAUGCACUGUUGGACAAGACGGAGCGAGAGUUCACACAGAAUGUGUCACAGCAUACGGCAAAGGAGAAGAAAUUGCAGCCAAUUGUGGACAAGAUUAAAAAGUGCCAGGAUCCGAAUGAGAAGGCCGAACUAGCGGCCAUUCUGGAGGAGGAGGAGCGCAAGAUUCGUCGUCGCUCCGGUGGCACAGUUCGAUUCAUCGGCGAACUCUUCAAGAUAUCCAUGUUGACGGGCAAAAUUGUUUACUCCUGCAUUGACACCCUACUGAAUCCCCAUUCGGAGGAUAUGCUCGAAUGCCUGUGCAAAUUGCUAACUACAGUGGGUGCCAAAUUCGAGCAGACACCGGUAAAUACCAAGGAUCCCGCUCGUUGUUAUUCGCUGGAGAAGUCAAUAGCUCGCAUGCAGUCGAUCGCAUCCAAGACGGACAAGGACGGAGCCAAGGUCAGUUCACGUGUGCGAUUCAUGCUGCAGGAUGUCAUCGAUUUGCGCAAAAACAAAUGGCAAUCGGCUCGCAAUGAGGCGCCCAAGACAAUGGGACAAAUCGAGAAGGAGACCAAAAACGAGCAGCUGUCCGCCCAAUACAUGAACUACAGCGGCUCGCUGUCCUCCUCCGGUGCCAAUGGACCGCAGAGCGGGUCUGGUAAAUCCCGAGAUGAUCGCGGCGGCAAUAACCGUUUCGAUUCCCGCUCGUCAUCCGGUUACGGCGGCAGUCACAGUCAACGCGGCGACUCCGGAAAUCUCCGACAUCAGCAGGGCAACAGCGGUGGCGGUGGUGGAGGCGGAGGCAUUUCCAAUAGCGGCGGAAACAACAACAACACUCAUCACUCCAAUGGCAACAAUGAUGACAACACGUGGCACGUCCAGACCAGCAAGGGAAGCCGAUCCCAAGCAGUGGACACCAACAAACUGGAAGGUCUGACAUUGCAGCUCAAUCAGAAUUUGGAUACUAAGAAAAUGGGCGGAGUAUCUCAAUUUAUUUGGAAUAAUAAUGUCAGCAGACAAUCGUCAACACCAACGACAACACCUUCAAAUUCAUUUGCAGCGCUAUCUUCGUUAAUUGAUAAAAACAUGGCCGAUCGAGAUCGUAACGAUCGGGAUCGUAACGAUCGUGAUCGCGAUCGAAGUGGACCAAGAAAUAAGGGAUCUUACAACAAGGGUUCCAUGGAGCGUGAUCGUUAUGGCGAUCGAAGCAUUCACUCGAGAACCGGCUCGUCCCAAGGAUCGCGGGAGAACUCAUCGUCGCGCGUUGGACAACAUCAGCAGAAUCGCGGCAUUAUGAGCGCUUCAUUACAAAAAUCAGCUAGUCACUCAAAGUACGCACAGCAGGCGCCGCCAUCCAGACUUUCCAACAAGGCUAUGGGAUCUUCACUGAGCAACACAGGCAACGGCAACAACGUUGGCGUCAUGUACCGGGGCAGCGAACAUCAACCACCACCAACAUCGUCAACAUCAUCAUCAAGUGCCUCAUCAUCUAUUUCUGCCUCUCAGUCUCAGUCGGCUAAGAAUGUUGCGCCGCCGGCUGUGUAUAUCGAGCCACGACCCAACGAUCUGAAGCUCUUCAAAUCGGUCGUAUCGGAAAUGGUGGAACUUGCAGUGACAUCCAAAACAGUUACUCCGACAGUUGUAGAAUGCAUCAAACGGAUACCGGAACAACAACGCUGCGGAUUGUUGUUCUACAUACUAACUGACUAUUUGCAUUUAGCGGAUGUUGGCAAACAAUACAGGAGAUACCUGGCUAACACAAUUGCCUAUCUUAUACAACAGAAUCACAUGUCUGUGGAUCACUUUAAGCUUGCAUACGAAGCAUUUAGCGAGUUUGCCAACGAUUUACUUGUCGAUAUUCCAGCAUUAUGGCUCUAUGUUCUUCAAUUUGCUGGUCCACUAAUCGUUAAGAAAGUGCUGACAGUCUCAGAUCUGUGGACAAGAAGUUUGCGAGAGAAUCCAGAUAGCGAUGGUAAAAACUUUCUUAAGACAUACUUGACCUACUGCACACGGGAAGUGGGACCAAAUUUUACCCGAAGCAUGUGGCAAAAGUUUAACAUGCGUUGGUCCGAUUUCAUGCCUGAAUCAAAUGUAAUCGAAUUUAUUGAAACAAAUAGAUUAGAGUAUGUCGAGAAUGAAUUGAAGGCACCAGUGAUUGAAGAACGCGAGUCCGGCGAGAAACACGUCAAAAAUGUGAUAGAUCAUGUUGAGCACUUGCUUAAAGAAGGUUCAACUGCAGAUUGCAUAAUUGAUUACUGUAAUGGCAAUAUUGUUGUAGCCGAUAAGGCGUUUAUUAGAGGCUUGACAAAAACUCUUUGCAACUUUGCAAUUGCCUAUAAGGAUCAUAGUUAUAAGCUUGAGCCAGAAAUGUUUCAAAAGGUUUGCGUACCAGUUUUUCAACGUUAUAUUGAUUCCAACGAUGACCUUCAGCUUGAAUGCUUAUACGGGGUUCAACUACUUGUGCACGGCUUAGAGCAUCCUAGAGGUUUGUUAAGUGAAUUAUUUGGAGAGCUAUAUGAUGGUUAUGUAAUACAGAAGGAGUCGCUCUGUAAAUGGCGCGAUUCAAAGGAUCAGUCAGCUGGCAAGGGUGUGGCUGUCAAAAGUCUUAAUCCAUUUUUCAACUCAUUAUUCAGCGAAGAAGCCAAUUAAUGCAUCAAUAUAUACUCGAUGAGGUGACAAACGAGCGAUUUAGGGCAAAGUAAAUAGAAAUUCACCUAUACAAACAAUAAAAAAUAUACCACACCCACACACACACACAACACUUGAAAUCAAGAUAAUAUAUAUAUAUAUAUAUAUACAUAUAUAUAUACUUUCAUAUGUAAUAAGAAAGAAGUGUGAGGAUCAUGUGUAAGAUCCAGAGAAAAAUCUAUAUUCUACUACAACAAUAUAAAAAUAUGUAUACAGAUACAAAUAAUUCGCUGAUACGAUUAUGCGAGACUACAGAACGUGUUUAUAAACCCUGAAACUGUGUAUGCAUGUGUACAAAAUAUACAUAAAAAUAAAGCAAACCUAAAGAAAAUUUAUAGCUGUAAUUGGUUGCUAAACAAUGUUAUAGAAUUAAACGGAGCUAAGAAGCUAAUUUUUUCUUUCUUAAAAACAACGAGAAUGAUAUUGCAUUAAUUGUCCGCGAAUAUUUGUUUGCUAUUGACAAACGAAUAUUACACCUUUAAAAUAAUUGUUGAUGAAGAAUCAAAAGGCAAACGAAAAUUGGAAAAGAAAUGAAACGAUUUAAAAAUAUACAAUUCAAUUUAAUCCAAGCAACCGUAAGUUUUCAUACAAACAAUUAUUUAGACUUAAUUGCCUAAUCGUUUAUAUUUUGUAUCUCUAAGAGAUGAUCAAUCUAUUUGUAAUUUAAUGAGGAAUGAUAAAUCCGUUUUAAAUAUAAUGUUUUUAAAGGUGAACAACAAACUACGCCAA